Syzygium oleosum is the source of this 777-nucleotide messenger RNA. RefSeq names its product MDIS1-interacting receptor like kinase 2-like. Gene Ontology annotation, molecular function: protein binding. The coding region runs from base 1 to 777 and encodes 258 amino acids. The transcript has 2 exons. Lineage: Eukaryota; Viridiplantae; Streptophyta; Magnoliopsida; Myrtales; Myrtaceae. The record is from RefSeq and is a predicted model, not a curated record.
AUGGAUACUUCGCCAGAAUUCAAGAGGGUCAUGAGCCUUGUGACAGCCCUUGCCCUUUUUGCUACCUUUGUCAUUCCACUUCCUGUUCAUGCUUCCCCUGCGGAAGCACAAGCCCUCCUCGACUGGAAGUCCAGUCUUGGCAACCAUUCGGUUUCUUCCCUUUCUUCGUGGACUCCCUCUCCUCAUAAUGCCACCGGCUCCGGUUCGACUGUGAGUCCAUGCGCUUGGUAUGGCAUCUCCUGUGAUCGGGCGGGGACCGUGAUCAGGAUUAAUCUCACCAGCGCCUAUGUCGAAGAAAUCGGGCAGUUGCAUUUGCUUAGUGAGGUCGCGUUGUAUUCCAAUCAGUUGCAUGGAUCCAUACCUUCCUCAUUGGGUAAUUUGAGCAAAUUAGCUAGACUGUAUGUCUACAACAACUCCCUUUCUGGUUCUAUUCCUCCUGAAAUGGGAAAUAUGACAAAUCUGGAAGUGCUUCACAUGGACACCAACUUCCUAACAGGACCGAUUCCUUCCACUUUCGGGAACUUAACCAAAUUGACAGAGCUGCACCUGUUUUCUAAUGAGCUUACCGGUUCCAUCCCUCAGGAGUUAGGGAAUUCGAACCUUCUUAGCACGUUGAGCCUUUAUGAUAAUAAUCUUACCGGUUCAAUCCCGUUGACAUUAGGCAAUUUGAUAGAGCUUACCUUUCUUUAUCUCUAUGGUAACCAGCUUUCGGGUCGCAUUCCUGAUGAGAUAGGAAAUCUCCGCGCUGUGGUUGACGUAGAGCUGAGUACAAAUUAG